UAAAGAAUUCAAUCAUCUUACAACUAAAUUACAAACUCAUUCUUUUCACUCCUUUUCUUAUUGAGUUUAAACCGAAAUACGAAGACAACCUCCCAUAUAUAUAAAUACCCUCUCAGCAAGCCAAUCAGAACAUUUACUCCAAUAUUAUCUAUACCGAAACAAUGGGUAAGUUCGCCCAGUUAUUUUCUAUCCCAUCCCAUCCCAUCCUGUCUAUCCGACCUCACUCUAUCCUAUCCCAUCCCAUCCUGUCUAUCCGACCUCACUCUAUCCUAUCCCAUCCUAUCCCAUCCCAUCCUGUCUAUCCGACCUCACUCUAUCCUAUCCCAUCCCAUCCUGUCUAUCCGACCUCACUCUAUCCUAUCCCAUCCCAUCCCAUCCCAUCCCAAACCCAACAAAUCAAACUAACCCAACAACCAAUUAGUAUCCACCUCAGACAGCCUAACCAUCAUAUUCGGCUGCUUAUCCCUCCUCUUAACUUACAUCACCGCCGCAUAUUUCAAUGGUCGUACUCCCAGCAUCUACAGUACGUAUCAUUCAUGUAACCGUGGCAAUAUCCCAAUCCAACCCUUGCAAUCCAAGCAUCUCAAACUUUCAAACAUCCAAACCUCAUAAACUAACUUCAAACCCCCGAACUUAAAGUAGACAUCGAGCAAAACCCGCACAUGGACCAUAACGCACGGGAAGAUAUGAUGAUGGAAGAGAUUCAUUUACGACGCUGGCGUUCAUUACGUGAAUGACGCAGACACGACGGAAAGUGUCAGACAAAGCUUCUUGGAUCAGGGAGCAUCUUUAGAGGCUAGGGUUAGAAUGAUGUUUUCCGGAAGGAAUGAGAGAUGUGAGAGAUUGAAUGAGAGGGAUGGGAUGAAGCCGUACACUUGCCGAACUUCAACUUGGACAUUUUUCCAAAGAGCAGAAACAAGGCAACUACUCGAAUUAGAUAAGAGAAU
Messenger RNA from Sclerotinia trifoliorum, 947 nucleotides. Lineage: Eukaryota; Fungi; Ascomycota; Leotiomycetes; Helotiales; Sclerotiniaceae. The record is from the annotation of a GenBank genome assembly.